Messenger RNA from Symbiodinium necroappetens, 2367 nucleotides. Lineage: Eukaryota; Dinophyceae; Suessiales; Symbiodiniaceae. The record is from the annotation of a GenBank genome assembly.
GUCUCGUUGCAAGCCACCGCGAUGCUGCAUCCCAACUUCACACCCGAUUUCAUUCUGGCUAGGCAUUGUACUCCUUCGGCAGCUCUUCUCUACGUGCUAUUCACAAACGCCUGCGUCGACCCGCCCCGACAUCACCGUUCUUCUCUGGCCGGCAUGUCGGAUCUUUAUGGUCGUGAUGACGUUGCUGGUCCAUUGGAAUUUCAGCGCCAAGUGGUCGCUCUGCCUAGCGUUCCAGGAGCAUCGGACAUGCCGCCCGUCGGCUCCAACCCGGUGCCUCCGGCUGAGCAUGACACAUCCAGCGAAUCAGAGGCUGAGGAUACACGGUCGGCUUCCCCGAUUCCAUUGCCUCCGCCCACUCAGGAGUUGCCUGAGUCUGUUACGGAAGCAUUGUCCAUGACAAUGGAGCCUAUUCCUCAGGAUGCUUCAUCUUCCUCUGGCGUGGCUGAGGAGUGGACGGAUGUCAAGGGUCACGCCGACGAAUUCUUCUUUCUUCUGAAUGGUGUCAAGGUGCCGCACCUCAAGCUUUCAUUGCGUGCAGGUCCCUAUGACGUCGCCUUGGAUCCAUUGUUUUCUGCUGCCGUCAUGGACAGUUCCUCCAGCUAUGACAGCGAGUCGGCCAGUACAUCCUUCUCAUCGGAGAUUGAGCUGUUCCUGGAGGCUCCCGCCGCAGAUUGGCAACCUGUCCUCCGCAUUCGUCCGAGGCAUUUUCAUGCUCCUCGGCUUGAUUACAUUCUCUGGUUCAGUACGCGCACAGAAAGAGCUAUUCUCAUGCGGGAGGAGAUCACCAUUUGGGAGGCUGCAUGGGGCAGCAUUGCCUUUAACCAUCGUGUACUGCUUUUCUCUAAUCAGCAGAUUUGGCUUGCAGUUGCACUGGGCAAUUGUGAGCUGCACCGCUGUGUGGCCACAGCUUUGUACUUAUUGAAGCCUGCUGCAUUGGCGCACAAAGUGUUGCUUGUCGGCUAUCUUUUGCACCACCUGCCUCUUGCUUUCAGACCGGAGGGGCACGCUGCACUCCAGGUGUUGCGGGCUGGCUGCAUUGCAAUACCCGUGCCGCAGCCCUUUUUUGCUUUUACGCCCGUGCAGGUCACUCUUGCCCUCGCUUGGUCCAUCUCAAGCAUCAUGGCGGCUCCCCCUCGUCACGAUGACCCGGCUUAUUUUCAGAAGAGAUGCGAGGACAUGUUUCUUCCUGCAGGUUUGUUGGAUACAUUGGUCGACAAAGGCUUCAACUCCAUGGCGCUGCUUGCCUUUGCCGUGCCCGACUCCGACUCUCUUGAGCACUUCAUCGUGUCCAUUGUGGGUCGCCCUCUUGGGUCUGAUCCAUCGGCGCCUCUGCUCACGGCAGAUGCUGCGGCUCUUCGGCGAUUAUACCACCUCUGCAAAACCGAGUGUGCCGGGAUUGGCCCCUCCACUCCCGCCUCCAUUGUGCCAAAUGCCUCCGGCAAGAAAUCGCUGUCCAAGGAGGAGAUAGCGGAGUUGAUGCAAAAAUUCAUGAAGGCCUAUCCAUCAGAACUUGUUCGGGCGGAUAUUAUGCCUUCAUCUCCUUUUCUUAUGGUUGUGCGCGAGCGUUUGGAUGCUGGGCGGUUCUCCUGGAUCCCCUGGAGGCUGCGUUCCUCUGCAUCAGAUGAGGAGCAAAUCCUUGAGCGUCGUCGGCCUCGGACAGACGCAAAAUUGCUGACUCGCCUCCUGCAAGAGGGUCAGCCUGAGGAAGAGUGCAUUGCGUCGAUCCCACAGUCCGGCCCAGUGGAGCCAAUUGUGCGCCGUUUCUGGGACCUCCUUAUGUACGCCAUUGCCCUGAAUGAUGGGGCUCAUCUUCUGCAUCUCAGGAAAGCCGCGCUGAGAAGUUCCUCAGCCACGCCCUCGGAUCGCAACAUGCGCCCUCCGUCACUCCAGGAGAUCGUUGAGGCGGACCGUGCUCUCUGGAUAGGGGUCGCAUCCAUUCAAGCGGACCAGGGCUGGUCACUUACUGACGCUUUGGCGGAGAUGAUUUUUGCUCGUCCGGAUGUCUACAGUGCCUUGGCCCCGAGGUUGAAGCCCCAUACUCCACCUGCACCUCCUGCUGCAUCGGGGGCCAACAAGCGCAAACAGCCUGCCUUGCCGCCUCCCCCACCACAUAAGCAGGCCCGUCCUGCUAAGGCCAAGGCUAAGGCUACAUCUAAGAAGGACGCUGCUCCCAAAUUCUCCCUCAAGUCUUGGCCGGAUUCCUGGGCUCGCACUGUUGAGGGUAAGGGACCUUGCAUCCGUUUCCACACAGACAAGUGUCGCAAUAAGUCUUGUCGCUUUUCCCACCUCUGCCCGAUCCUCAUGGGCAACAACACACCGUGUGGCAAGCCGCAUCGUGCAGCGGACCAUGCAUCGGCUCCGCAUUGA